UCUAAACCGAAAAUCUCUAACUGCCGAGUCUCCAUCUCGCCGGCCGAUCAUCCAACCACCGUCAAUGGAUGUCCGUCGUCGAAGAUCUCCGGCCAAACUUCCCUCUCAAAACAAUGACGUAGCCUCCUCCAAUGUCGAAGUCACUUCUCGAAAAGCCUCCGACGCGCUUCCUCUCCCGUUAUACCUAACCAACACCGUUUUCCUCGCGCUCUUCUUCGCCACCGUCUAUUUCCUUCUCAGCCGAUGGCGCGAGAAGAUCCGUAACUCCACGCCUCUCCACGUCGUUGACCUAUCGGAGAUCUCCGCACUCUUUGGCUUCGUCGCGUCGUGCAUUUACCUCCUCGGAUUCUUCGGCGUCGAUUUCGUUCAAUCCGUCUUCUUCCGUUCUUCUUCCGAAGAUGAUGUUUACGAGAUCGACGAUCACCUCGUUCUCAACGAAGAUUUGAGGAAGAAGAUCCCGAUCCCGCCGUGCGGCCAAUCCCUAGAUUGUUCUUCUCUCCCGAUGAAACCUAAUUCCAUCGAUCCUCCUCGCGAAUCGGAUCUGUCUUCCGAGGAAGACGAAGAAAUCGUCAAAUCGGUUAUCGAAGGAACUAUCCCGUCUUAUUCACUGGAGACGAAGCUCGGAGACUGCAAGCGAGCCGCGGCGAUUAGACGAGAAGCGGUGCAGAGGAUAACAGGUAAAUCCCUAGCGGGUCUUCCAUUGGAAGGUUUCGAUUACAAUUCGAUUUUGGGGCAAUGCUGCGAAAUGCCGGUGGGGUAUGUUCAGAUUCCGGUGGGAAUCGCCGGACCUCUGUUGCUCGACGGGGUAGAGUAUUCGGUUCCAAUGGCGACGACGGAGGGUUGUUUGGUUGCUAGCACUAAUAGAGGCUGCAAGGCUAUUCACAUGUCCGGUGGUGCUUUCAGUGUUCUCGUCAACGACGCCAUGUCCAGAGCUCCGGUCGUAAGGUUCCCUUCGGCGAGAAGAGCUGCUCUUGCCAUGUUUUAUCUACAAGAUCCUGCAAAUUUCGAGAGAUUGUCCCUCAUUUUCAACAAAUCGAGUAGAUUUGCUAGGCUUCAGAGUAUCACAUGCAGGAUUGCUGGAAAGAAUCUGUAUCCGAGGUUUUCGUGUAGUACCGGUGAUGCUAUGGGGAUGAACAUGGUCUCCAAAGGAGUUCAGAAUGUAUUGGAUUUCAUCAAGACUGAGUUCUCUGACAUGGAUGUUAUUGGCAUCUCCGGGAAUUGCUGUUCGGACAAGAAAGCUGCGGCUAUAAACUGGAUAGAAGGACGUGGAAAGCAUGUUGUUUGUGAAGCAACUAUUAAGGGCGAGAUUGUGAAGAACGUGUUGAAGACAAGCGUAGAGGCUCUUGUAGAGCUUAACGUGCUCAAGAACCUCACUGGUUCAGCUAUGGCUGGUUCUCUUGGUGGUUUCAAUGCUCACGCCAGCAAUAUAGUAAGCGCUGUGUUCAUCGCCACUGGCCAAGACCCUGCUCAAAACGUGGAGAGCUCACACUGUAUCACCAUGAUUGUAGCUGAAGGCGACGACCUUCACAUCUCUGUCUCAAUGCCUUGCAUUGAGGUUGGAACUGUUGGAGGUGGGACACAGCUUGCGUCACAAUCAGCUUGUUUGAAUCUGCUCGGUGUAAAAGGAUCGAGCAACACCGAGGAAGCUGGCUCGAACGCAAGGCAAUUGGCGAGAGUUGUGGCUGGUACGGUUCUUGCGGGAGAGCUUUCGCUAAUGUCUGCAAUUGCAGCUGGACAGCUUGUCAAGAGCCACAUGAAGUACAACAGAUCAAGCAGAGACAUUGGCCCUUCGUCUCAGGUCAACAACAGAUGAUGAUGGAGCACGAGACAGAUAAUAAAACCCAAAAUUAGAUUUGAUGUAAUUUUUUAACCUCAUUCGAUUUCUUCUUCAUCGAUCUUUUUUUCUAUCUGUGUGUACUCCCAAGUUCUCCAAAUUAUCUUUAUUUAUUAUGUAAAGUCAAUUUUGUCCUUCCA
This is a messenger RNA of Eutrema salsugineum, 1974 nucleotides long. Its product is annotated as 3-hydroxy-3-methylglutaryl-coenzyme A reductase 2. Lineage: Eukaryota; Viridiplantae; Streptophyta; Magnoliopsida; Brassicales; Brassicaceae. Gene Ontology annotation, biological process: isoprenoid biosynthetic process; sterol biosynthetic process; coenzyme A metabolic process. Gene Ontology annotation, cellular component: endoplasmic reticulum membrane; peroxisomal membrane. The coding region runs from base 65 to 1813 and encodes 582 amino acids. The transcript has 4 exons. The record is from RefSeq and is a predicted model, not a curated record. Gene Ontology annotation, molecular function: protein binding; hydroxymethylglutaryl-CoA reductase (NADPH) activity.